CAGGCGGUUGUCUCCUCCCCCACCGUAUAUCAAGGGGAGGAAGGCGCGAAAAAAAAAACAGCGGCAGACCAAAGGAAUAAGAGUCACUUUUUAGGGGCGGCAAGAGCUCGGAGGUCGUGCAAAACUCAAGCGAAGGCAGCGUUUAGGUGUCUAACUAGCUAUGGAUUCGCAAGUUACAAGUGUUAGUGAAGUUCAUGAACUGCUGGUAGCUUUGCAGAAAAAUUUGGAGUGUCCAAUCUGUCUGGAGGUGAUGAAAGAGCCAGUCUCAACGAACUGUGGUCAUAACUUUUGCAGGUUCUGUAUUUUGAAACUGCUUACACAGAAGAAAGGUACAACACAGUGUCCACUUUGCAAUGGCAAAGUCACUAAAAGAAGUCUGAGGGACGAUAUCUAUCUUAAGGAAGUAAUCAAAGGAAUUCUAGAAACCAUCCAUGCUUUUGAGUGUGAUACUGGACUGAAGUUUUCAGAUUAUUUGUGUUACCCCAGGAAAGUGUUAGAAACUGUUUCUGCUUCAUCCACAUAUAAAGAACAACUGGUUAUUAACUGUAAGGGAUAUAGAGAUAGAUCGAAAUAUAUGAAGAAAGAAGAAAAGAGAAAUACUAAAUCGGGUGAUAACCCAAUCUCGCCACAGUACAAUGAAAAUGAAGCAAGAUAUUUCCUCAGAAACAAAAGAAAUUCUUGUAAAACUAUGGUUUUGGAAAUCAAUAAGAAGCACAGAUCAGGCUCAUCUGAAGAUAUCUUUCAGGAAGAGAACAUAAUCAGCUGCAUGGAUUUUGAAAGUCCUUCCACAUCUCAAGUUGACAAAGACUAUAUUGUGAAUCGGAGCCAAAACUCUUGCCACAUAGAGCAUCCUGAAACAAGUGCCAAAAAUGAACCAUCUCUAAAUAUAGGUAUAUGUGGAGCCUUAGAAGAAAGAAAACUAGGAAGCCGAGAUGAUACCAAAGCUGUCAAUGAAAACUUAGAAGUUGUUGAGGGAAACGUGACUGUCAAACAGCAACAGGAUGUAUUUUUUCUCGAUUCCUGCAUGGAACAACCUGGUUUUAGUUACCUACAGGAUGAUAGGUCUUCCUCUUUCUGCAGGAUAACACAAGUACAAUUGGCUGGUGAAGCCAUGAAUAUGACUACAAAUGAACAGAUAGAUAAUGGAGAAAAAACUCUCACUGACCAAUCUGCUGGAAAUUUAUCAGUUGUAUGUGAAAAUAAGGAAUGCCAGUUACAAUCCCAGACUAUGCCUGACAGCUGUCUGAGUAAAAGUUCUGAGGGAAAAAUGAUACAGAGCAUGAAUAAAGUCAAUGAGUUGUUCUCUAAAAGCAAUUCUUCUAAUUCACUGGUAGAUGGUUGCAGUGAAAAGCUUCAGGAUCCAGAUUCCUCAGAUUCCUCAGAUUCUGAGAUCUCUCAACCGCUGAGAAAGGUCCGCACAGAGAAAAUACCAAUAUAUUUCAAUGAUUUUGUUAAAAAUCAGAACGUGAAAGCAAGCAACAAGGAAUUAGUUAGAAAAAGAGGAGACCCUGUUUUGGAAAAUAGUGAUCAAGUCUUUACUGCUGUUAAAAAAUCUCCAACAGAACAACCGGAAGCUGCUUUUUCAAAAAUCACCUGUGUUGUGGAAGCAGUGUCCAUGUUAAAAGGAGAUGGAGAUAAGCAAGUUCAGAGUGAAUGCCACGUGUUACCAGAUAUGAAAAACAAAAGUAGUUAUUUGAACAAGAGAAAUAAAGAAUUAAUCAAACCACUUGGUGAACUGCAAAUGUUGAAUAAAAGUCCUAAGCUAUCUGAGGAGACCAAGGAAGAACUGGGUAUUAAGGAGCUGAGAAAAAUGAAUCGAGACCAGAUGAGAGGCAAAUGGAACAGGCAGCUUCAGUUGUUCACAAAAGAAGGCAGGAGACAAAGUGAACCAACUAAGAGAAAAAUAAAUGUGAAUAAGCGAGAUGAUACCAAAACUGUCAAUAAAAACUUAGAAGUUGUUGAGGGAAACGUGACUGUCAAACAGCAACAGGAUGUAUCUUUUCUAGAUUCCUGCAUGGAACAACCUGGUUUUAGUUACCGACAGGACAAUAGAUCUUCCUUUUUCUGCAGGACGACACAAGUACAAUUGGCUGGUGAAGCCAUGAAUAUGACUACAAAUAAACAGAUAGAUAAUGGAGAAAAAACUCUCACUGACCAAUCUGCUGGAAAUUUAUCAGUUGUAUGUGAAAAUAAGGAAUGCCAGUUACAGUCCCAGACUAUGCCUGACAGCUGUCUGAGUAAACGUUCUGAAGGGAAAAUGAUACAGAGCAUGAAUAAAGCCAAUGAGUUGUUCUCUAAAAGCAAUUCUUCUAAUUCACUGGUAGAUGGUUGCAGUGAAAAGCUUCAGGAUCCGGAUUCCUCAGAUUCUGAGAUCUCUCAACCGCUGAGAAAGGUCCGCACAGAGAAAAUACCAAUAUAUUUCAAUGAUUUCGUUAAAAAUCAGAAUGUGGAAGCAAGCAACAAGGAAUUAGUUAGAAAAAGAGGAGACCCUGUUUUGGAAAAUAGUGAUCAAGUCUUUACUGCUGUUAAAAAAUCUCCAGCAGAACAACCGGAAGCUGCUUUUUCAAAAAUCACCUGUGUUGUGGAAGCAGUGUCCAUGUUAAAAGGAGAUGGAGAUAAGCAAGCUCAGAGUGAAUGCCACGUGUUACCAGAAUUGAACCUAACAGAUAUGAAAAACAAAAGUAGUUAUUUGAACAAGAGAAAUAAAGAAUUAAUCAAACCACUUGGUAAACUGCAGGUGUUGAAUAAAAGCCCUAAACUAUCUGAGGAGACCAAGGAAGAACUGGGUAUUAAGGAGCUGAGAAAAAUGAAUCAAGACCAGACGAGAGGCAAAUGGAACAGGCAGCUUCAGUUGUUCACAAAAGAAGGCAGGAGACAAAGUGAACCAACUAAGAGAAAAAUAAAUGUGAAUGAGAGAGAACUGAAACAAUCCAUCUCUCUUUCAGAAACAAUGCCAUCUUCCUCUGUAACAGAAGAUGUCUCCGGUGUCCUGCAGGAAAAUCCAAAGAAAGCAAAGUCUUAUUCAAAUACCAGCAUGAUUGAUAUGCUUCACCUAUGUAAUGUAGACAUGGCUUAUGCUAACCAUGAAAACUUUCCUCAUGUGAUUGGGACUGUAAAAGACAUUCUGAAUACUGAAGAAACUGCAGAGAGCCACAAUACAGAUUCCCAAGACAGGAGCUCAUGCUUGCAGUUUCAUCCUGGAAAGGUAGAACAAACAGCUUCCAAGGAUAAACAGGUCAUGGUGAAUCAACUUGAUAAAUAUGGAAUUUGUUCUGAAGUAAUACAGAGUGAUGGAAUUUGCACAGAUAAUUGCAAGUCCCCUGAAACCAACAAUAAAGCUAAAGGAAGUUGUGAAUUGAAUCUGGAAACUGAUGACAGUGAACUAGAUACAGGCUUCAUGCAGAAUAUAUUUGGCUGCUGCAAACGCCAGUCAUUCUUGCUAUGUCCAAGUCCAGUAAAUGAAUUGGCUGUGGAUAUUAAAUAUUUGCAAGGGCUAAACCCUGACAAAGAGGAUAAAGAUGGAACACACGAAGAGAAAUGUGAUGUUUCUUGUGACGAGAAUAAAAGUACCUCUAUCCAAACACCAACAUUUUCUACAUCCAGUUUUUCUGAACAUAAAAAUGAGUAUCUUCAGUUUGCCUUGAAAGUUCCACUUCCUGAUUGUCCAUCAAUAUCUCUACAAACAGUUACCAGAAAUGAAGAAGAUGGAUGUCAACAGGAAAGUAAAAAGAUAAUGGAUGAACAGAGACAGUCUCCAGGGUUAGAGAACAAAAUUGAAAGUCCAGAUGAUUGCAUUGGAAGUUUGAAUGUCUGGAAAAAUAGCAAUUUGCAUGAUACAAGUUUCAACCAUGUUAAUAGGAGUAGCUCUGGUUCAGUCCACUUACAAGAAACAAAAUCCAAAGAGAUUGAAAACAAAAAAAUGGAACUGAAUUCUCAGAUAGAAUUAAUGAAGAAACAUUAUUUAAAUUCUGUAUCAUCGUUAUUCAGAUUCAUCAAUGCUGAAAAGAACCCCAUGGAAGAAAGGCAACUGAACAGUUACACAGAAAAAGCUGUUGAUGUUUCUAGCACUGGUGGGAUUAAGAGUGUGAUUCCCCAACUGAAUUUAGAAUGUUCUGCGAAAGAGCAUCAGCAUUUUGAACUGCUGUCAGAGACACCAGACAACUUGCUGGACACACCUACCAAAAAUAAAAAGGGUUCACCAAACCUUUGGAAUAAGAAUGACAUCUUGCCCAUGUCUGCUAAAAUAGACAAGCAAACCACUGAUGGGACAGAUCUGGAUAGCAAAAACAAAUGCAGUAUCACGUUGAAGAGUCAGGAGUUUAUUUUGACUUACCAGAAAUUGCUACAGAAGCUGCCAUCCUCAGAAGAGGAUUCUGGUGAAGAUGAAAAGCUUCCUUGUUUUCAGGCACUACUAAAUAUGCAGAGCACACUAUCACACCCAGUAAAAGAGAAGGAAAUACCAGUAGAGGUGCUAGAAUCAAAGAGCAGCAGCAGCAGCAAUUGUUUCAAACACAAAAAAGAGGAUGUCUGCCAAAGCCAGGAAUCAGAAUUCUCUGUGAAUUUAUUUUCCUCUCAGUCAAAUGUAUCUGUGGUCUCUGGCAAGGAUUGUAAUUCAAAGGAUUUAAUCCCAUUCUCUAAUUCCAAAGAGAAGUUGCCCAGUCUCAGUGGGAAUAACAAAGACAUUUCACCUAGUGAUAAAGUCUCUAUAGAUGUCGAGCAACUAAAAUGUGGGCAAGAAGAAUAUGCACAUUCAGAAUCCAAUUUAGGUGAAGAAAUGAUGCCCUAUGCCAGUGGAGCAACCCCUCUGGAAGAUUCAUUAGGUCAAUUCUCCCAGAGUGAAAUUCUCACCACACAGCAAAGGGAUGCUAUGCAAAAUAACUUAAAGCAACUGCAGCAGAAGAUGGCUAUCAUUGAAGCUGUCCUCAAAGAGGGAAGCCAGAGUGUUGGCUCUGAAGGAUGCUCACUGGAAAGAGAGGAAACUGAUUUCAAAAGAGAGCAGACAGAAGCAAGAAAGGAAAUGCAUAGUGUAUUGGAAAAACCAGUCUCUCCCUUGGCACAUACCACCUGCUGUAGCACAAGGAAAAGGAAAAGAAAGAGUCUAAUUCUGAGUGGAGGGCAAAAAAUGUCUCUGGUAGCAUCUGGUUUAAACCAGAGUGAAUUGAAACUAGUACGUAAAUUUGCCAAGAAAACUAAGAGCACUUGGUGUAAUAAAAUUACUGAACAAACAACCCAUCUAAUAAUGAAAACAGAUGAGGAUCUGGCCUGUGAGAGAACCCUGAAAUACUUUAUAGCUGUUGCUGCACGAAAAUGGGUAUUGAGCUACCAGUGGAUUAUACAUUCAUUCGAAGCAGGAAGAGUUCUUAAAGAGGAAGAUUUUGAAGUGAGAGGAGAUAUAAUCAAUGGGAAAAACCAUCAAGGACCUAAAAGAGCAAGAGAAUCACCUGUUGGAAAGCUUUUCCAAGGAUUGGAGAUUUGCUGCUAUGGGCCGUUCACUGACAUGCUCCCAGAACAUCUGGAAUGGAUUGUAGAACUCUGUGGCGCCACCCUUGUGAAGCAACCUCACUUAUUUACACAUGCAACAGACUCCACUGCUGUGAUAGUUGUUCAGCCUGAUGCAUGGACAGAAGAAAGCACCUGCCAAGAGCUCCCGCUGCAAUGCAGCAUUGCUGUAGUUACACGUGAGUGGGUGCUGGACAGUGUUGCCUGCUAUCAAUGCCAGCCGUUCAAUGACUACAUCUUUCUACAGGAACAAUCUUCCAUGUCUGACUAAUAAAGCUCUUGUAGCCCGAAUGGGAUUACAUCUUUCAAUGGGUUUGUCACCUACACUAAUAAACGAGUUUUGGGAACUGGAGAAGUAUCUAGCCUGAUGAAUUGUGGUGUCUUCCAUGCGGUUUCAAGUCCAGGAGCAAUCUCUAAUUUAUUCCUUUUUUUAAAAAAAUUAUCUAUUGCUUGUCACGUCAUGUGCUUCCAAGUGAUGUACAAAAUCAGCAUAGCUUUUGUACAAUUCAGAUAUAGUUAAAAAGCAAUAGUUGAAAUAAUAUGUAGCCCACAUUAAAGACUAGCAAUAAGAGGCAGAAGACUACCACCCCAAAACAUUAUCAAAUAAAAAGUUUUCUCAAUCA
Pantherophis guttatus is the source of this 6122-nucleotide messenger RNA. RefSeq names its product BRCA1 DNA repair associated (gene BRCA1). Lineage: Eukaryota; Metazoa; Chordata; Lepidosauria; Squamata; Colubridae. Gene Ontology annotation, biological process: positive regulation of transcription by RNA polymerase II; double-strand break repair via homologous recombination. Gene Ontology annotation, cellular component: nucleus; BRCA1-A complex; BRCA1-BARD1 complex. Gene Ontology annotation, molecular function: ubiquitin-protein transferase activity; DNA binding; zinc ion binding. The record is from RefSeq and is a predicted model, not a curated record.